AUGCCUUCAGUAACGUCACUGUCGCAGCAGUUGUUCCGCAACGUUGGACCGUUGACGACAACUUUCACCGCUCCAGCAUCAUGCGCCACCCAAAGUGCAGUAGCUCUGGCGCCUGUAGACCAGCCUGCCAUCGCAGCUUGGCUUGAUGGGUGCGGGAUUCGGAGUGUCGGAGAUUGUCUCCCCAAUGGUCAGACAGUAGACAACGUUUAUGCGUCAGACCUCGCAACCUAUAGCGCCAAUGACUUCCUUUAUUACUCUCCGGGAGUCAUUUGCCCUGCAUCCUGGACAACAGUGGGUGUCGCAGUCAAAGAUGACAAGGGUUCAGUCUCUGUCACUGGGAUAUAUGAACCAGCUGCCCAGGUUACCGCGACACCGGGUGCCACCUCCCUGGUAACUCCCGCACAAAACCCACCUCCCAACAUAUUUGUGGAGGGCCUCGAUCUUGGUGAAACUGCAAUAGCAUGUUGCCCUGAGUCGUUCGCCCCGGAUGGUUUUGGGGCUUGCUUUAGCAAUGUUCCAGUCACAAGAUACACUGCAACGACUGGAUGCCAGCGGAGUCCAUUUAGCGAUAUAUAUACCUUCGCGCCGGCCACAUUCAUCUGGAAUGGGACCACAGUUACUGCAACAGUGUUCACGGUCACAUCAGCUGAUGGAAAUGGAUUUUCCUCGAGCACCACGACUUUCCAGUCAAAGGAUCUCACCGCGUACACUGGCUUGUGGCAGUAUCCAAUGGUAACUCUUGUGCAUAAGAGUAACGACCCGACCCCCACUGCAGCUGGCACCUCGGCUACUACAAAGUCAAGCGCUGCCACUAGAUCGAACUACUUUAUCGGGAUUGGCCCUUUCUUUUAA
This is a messenger RNA of Neoarthrinium moseri, 852 nucleotides long. RefSeq lists its product as uncharacterized. The coding region runs from base 1 to 852 and encodes 283 amino acids. The record is from RefSeq and is a predicted model, not a curated record. NCBI's taxonomy places the organism in Eukaryota, Fungi, Ascomycota, Sordariomycetes, Amphisphaeriales, Apiosporaceae. The transcript is spliced from 3 exons.